AUGGCCACCGAUGCCGCGCCUCUGAAUGCGGGGCCGUUUGACGAUGCCCCCGACUCGCCCGACACACGAACAUUCGACAGAGACGAAGCCGAUACCUGUCGAAUUUGCCGCGGGGAAGGCACUGCCGAAGAGCCGCUCUUCUUCCCCUGCAAAUGCAGCGGUAGCAUACGAUAUGUCCACCAGGAGUGUCUGAUGGAAUGGCUCUCGCACACGCAGAAGAAGCACUGCGAGCUGUGCAAGACGUCCUUUCGCUUCACCAAGCUAUACCACCCAAACAUGCCCAACCGCAUACCCACGACCGUCUUCAUCCACCGCGCCACCCUCCACGUCUUCAACAUGUUUGUCACCUGGUGUCGCGGUGUUCUCGUGGGCGCCGUGUGGCUGUUCCUGCUCCCUUGGUGCAUGCGCGUAGUCUGGCGCAGCCUCUUCUGGGUCGGCGAUGGCGGUUGGUCGCGAGAAAUAUUCAUAGACACGGCCGAGACACCGGAUAUGCGCCGAUUCUCCCCCAGUGAACUAAGCACCAUCCGGGCUGCAGUUGAAAAUGCCAAGACCAGGAACAAUGCCAGCUCACUAGCAUCCGUAUCCCUCACGCCCAACAACAAAACCGCUCCCCAGUCCAUGCUCUGGAGGUUCGCGGAACGCCUCUUUAUUGGCGCCCCGUAUCCCUUCCUUCAGCUGCCUCAAAGUGACCAAUCAAGCCUCUUGUCUGUCGUUGAUAAGAAUAUUACGGCAUCGAAUAUCACGUCAAGUCCUCUCGGUGUCCGUAGCCCUUCGUUACUCUCCGACGUCCCUUUCUUCAAUUGGUUCCAAUCCCAGGCAGCCAACCGAUUUAUCAUCGAUGUGAUUGAAGGUCAGAUCAUCACUCUGCUUGUAGUAGUCGCGUUCAUCCUGGUAUUUCUCAUUCGAGAAUGGGUUGUCCAGCAGCAACCGGUAAUCAACAUGGUUGCUCUUGGCGACAAUGCUGUUGCACAGCAAGGUGCAAUCUUUGACGACGACGCUCAUGUUGAGGACGUUGCGGUUGACGAAGAUGAGCUGGACGAUGCUCUAGACGCUCUGCAUGCCGAGGUCGCUCAAGACACUCACGAGCUGCGUGACCAUGAUGAAAACGAAUCAGGCUUCCCUGACAACAACGCCCAAGCCGAAGAGCCUGACACCCCAGAUCCUACAAUACGCCGGGUGCUACGCGAAGGUUUGUCAGAUGACGUCCGAGCAAUUUUGCAAUCGGAAUCGGCCAACGGCCUUGCCGAUAUCUUCAACCAGGAUGAUGCGACUGCUCAAAACCUUCAAGAGUCUCUUCGCCAAGCGAUGAGUGCUGGAGAGUCUGCCAACCAGGCUGAUGAUGAUGAUGAAGAAGAAGAAGAAGAAGCCAGCAGCUCAACGUUUGCCGCACGCACUUCCUCACUUCCUCUGCCCUCGAGCUCCACACCAGAUGCCGCAGAUUCUGAUUCGUCUGCAUCCUGGUCAAGGCCAAACAUGCCAGCACGUGAUCGCUCGUUUAUUGCUACAGAGAUUCGUCGCAGCCUAGAAGAGGCCAACACUUGGUCGUUCGAGAAUCUGCCACAAGCGUCGGAACCAACCGCUGGCAAUGCGAACGAGGCACCCAGUUCUUGGGAAAAUGAUGCUGGAGACCGACAACCAGCUCAAGAGCGUGGCAGUGUAUCAGAUCACGAGCAGCAUAGUGACCAUAGUAGCGGGAGUUGGCAACAGAUUCCUGAGGUUGUGGGGGAUGACUCUGACCAAGCGCUGGAAAGAGAGCACGCACACGACAAGGGGAAAGCCAAAGCUGUUGACUAUGGUGACGAAGAAGCAUCGAAUGAAGACACACCACAUGAAUCUGCUUCAUCGUCUGAAAGCACUACUGCUGAUUCGGACAACGGUGUUACGGUGAACACCACUAUUGAAGUAGAGUUUGAUGCCAGCCAACCCGCGCACAAUUUGACUGCAGACGAAGAAACCGAAGCUGAGGAGGACGAGGAACAUGAAAAUGAGUCCCCUGCGCCUGUAAAUCCUGUCCAGCCCGCAGAACCUCAAGCCCCAGGAAAUCCGGUAAACCUCGUAUUAGACUGGAUGUUUGGAGAUGUGGCGCCUGCAGUACAGGCAGCUGAUGAGGGGGGCAAUGAGGAGCAUAUUGUCCGUGACUUGGCAGAUGAGGCGCCGUUCGUCCCAUUCAUGGGCAACGAGGCGCGAGACCACGGCAAUGCCCCUGCACAAGAUGCUGAGGUAGCUGCUGCCGCGGCGCAGGCUGGUAUCGAUGUCAAUGACCAAGAAGCGAUUGAGGACGCAGAGGAUCUGGAGGGCAUACUUGAACUCAUUGGCAUGCAAGGACCCCUGGUUGGUCUUUUCCAGAACGCCUUGUUCAGCGCAGUGCUGAUUUCUGCAACACUGGCCUGUGCAGUUUGGCUCCCCUACCUUUGGGGUAAGGUUGUCAUUCUCUUCAUGGGAAGUCCUGUCUCGCUCUUCAUCAAGCUGCCUCUCCAAGUAGUCGCCACCAUCACAGACUUGAUUGUUGAUGUCACUCUAUUUGUCGUAGCUGGUGCAACGUAUUGGAGUUCUGCUGCCAUAUCUGGUCUGGUCAAACUCUUUUCCUGGGGCCAACUUUCAGAGGCGGUCGAAGGCCCACUUCGCACGAUAUCAACGCCGGCUUAUUCUCUUGCAGAGAGCUCCAUGGUCCGUAUCAGCAAAAUGUUCAUGGAGUCGCCUCUAUCGCCUGGACCCGACUCCUUCCGACUCUCAGUAAAUGCCCAUGCUUCUUUGCGAAGCCUGCAAAACACGACUUCGUUCGCGCUCAACGAGACUAGCCAUUUUGCAAACGCAAUCAUUGAGGAGAUUUCAGCAGAAUCGCUACCCAAGCUUGUGUUGAGGGUUGCCGGACAGUUGCCGUCUCUCGUCACAGACACCUUUACAUCUGCAUAUGGACGAAGCGGCGCUUUACUGUCAUGGCUAUGGGCUUCCAGAUCAUACAAGAUUACCCUUGAUCUGGAUUCGACUCACAAUACAACUUCUACGUAUACCGCAAUGGACUACUGGACAGCCAGCGAUCGUCUGAUUGCCAUUCUUGCUGGCUAUGGGUUCUUCGCCUUGGCUGGUGCAGUGUACCUUAAGCGGGGCACUCCCUUUAGCUCAUCACAGCAGGGACAGAAAAUUGAACGCAUCAUCUCCGACAUUCUACAACAAGCUGGUGGUGUGCUCAAGGUAAUCUUGAUCAUCAGCAUCGAGAUGUUGGUAUUCCCACUGUACUGCGGCCUGCUCCUCGACCUCGCCAUGCUCCCUCUCUUCAAGAAUGCUACGCUGUACACGCGGUGGCAAUUUGCUAGGGAAAGUCCGUGGACAUCUGGGUUUGUGCACUGGUUUAUCGGCACUUGCUACAUGUUCCACUUUGCACUCUUCGUCUCCAUGUGCCGUAAAAUUAUGCGCAAGGGUGUCCUGUACUUCAUCCGCGAUCCAGAUGAUCCUACAUUUCACCCGGUUCGUGACGUUCUAGAGCGCAGUGUCACGACUCAGCUUCGCAAGAUUGCCUUUAGUGCUUUCGUCUAUGGCGCACUGGUCAUUGUUUGUCUCGGAGGAGUGGUUUGGACUCUGAGCCGGGCAACUUCCAAUGUUCUGCCAAUUCACUGGACAACCGAAGCACCAUCGCUAGAAUUCCCCCUCGACCUCCUCUUUUACAACUUCCUCACGCCAGUGAUUAUCAAGUUUUACAAGCCUAGCGAGGGCCUACACGCCAUCUACAAGUGGUGUUUCCAGAAGUGCGCCGGUUUCCUCCGCCUUUCAAACUUCCUCUUCGGCGACAAGGUUCCGGAGCAGGAAGGUGAGGAUGGCAGAUAUGUGCGUGCUCCAUCUUCCGAUCAAGCCCGCAUUCCUAAGGGUCAGCCUGUCUUUGUCGAAGUAGAUCGAAACAAUGUGCGCAAGGACGGCCAGAACGAAGGAGGUGUGCACAACUCUGAUCUUGUGUCAAUGGUUUUCAUACCACCAUGGUUCCGCCUGCGCAUCUUCUGCUUCGUAGUCACAAUUUGGAUCUUCAUGGGCCUGUCGGGAGUCAGCGUCACCAUCCUACCUCUUCUCUUCGGCCGUUACCUCUUCUCGCUCUUCCUCCCCCCAACCGUCGAAAUGAACGACAUCCACGCCUUCUCCCUCGGAGUCUACACCCUAGCCAGUAUCGCCUACUCGGGUUACCACGCCACAAAAUUCAUAUCAUCCCUCAACAGACGUCUCCCAGACCCCAUGUCUACCCUACGCACCGUCGCAGCCACUACAGCGCGUGUGGGCGGCCGCGCCCUCCGCUUCUCAUACGUCUGGGCCAGCAUCAUCUUUGCCAUCCCCUUUUUAUUCGCCGUCAUCCUCGAACUCUACUUCCUCAUGCCCCUGCACGCCUACCUCGGCCCCAAAGAACCGCACGUAGUGCACCUCAUUCAAGACUGGACCCUCGGCUUUUUGUACUCGCGCCUCGCCGCCAGACUCAUCUUCUCCAAUCGCAAUUCCCGCCCCGCCCGCGCUUUUGCCGCCGUCGUGCGUGAUGGCUAUCUAUACCCCAAUGCGAGAAUUGCAACGAGGUGCUUUGUGAUCCCUGUCCUUGCUAUCUUCCUCGUUGCUAUUGCCAUCCCUUCUAGCUUAGCGCUCUUCGCGACAAGAGUUCUGUACCGUGGUGCGAGCGAGGCGACGAAGAGCCAGGUUUGGCGCUUUAGUUUUCCCGCUGUGGGCCUUAGUAUCGUGCUUAUGUGGGCUUCGUCGGCGGUGGUCAGGUUGCUUGUUCGCUGGAGGCUGGUUGUCCGUGAUGAGGUUUAUCUGAUUGGAGAGCGGUUGCAUAAUUUUGGGGAGAGAAGGGCCCCCGUGCAGGGAGUAAGGGAUGGUGCGAGGGGUAGUGAAGAGGCGGUGGUGGGGGCGUAA
Bipolaris oryzae ATCC 44560 is the source of this 4881-nucleotide messenger RNA. RefSeq lists its product as uncharacterized. The transcript is spliced from 2 exons. Gene Ontology annotation, molecular function: zinc ion binding. Bases 1 to 4881 code for a protein of 1626 amino acids. Gene Ontology annotation, cellular component: endoplasmic reticulum membrane. NCBI's taxonomy places the organism in Eukaryota, Fungi, Ascomycota, Dothideomycetes, Pleosporales, Pleosporaceae. The record is from RefSeq and is a predicted model, not a curated record.